Messenger RNA from Tachysurus fulvidraco (yellow catfish), 977 nucleotides. Its product is annotated as pancreas transcription factor 1 subunit alpha-like. Gene Ontology annotation, molecular function: DNA-binding transcription factor activity, RNA polymerase II-specific; RNA polymerase II transcription regulatory region sequence-specific DNA binding; protein dimerization activity. Gene Ontology annotation, biological process: regulation of transcription by RNA polymerase II; developmental process. NCBI's taxonomy places the organism in Eukaryota, Metazoa, Chordata, Actinopteri, Siluriformes, Bagridae. The coding region runs from base 217 to 717 and encodes 166 amino acids. The transcript is spliced from 2 exons. The record is from RefSeq and is a predicted model, not a curated record.
AAUACUUUGCUAGACGCGGUUAUAGGAAGAUCGCAAACAUUUGUGAGGUAAUAGUGACCACAUCAUUAACCCAGCAUCAGUGAUUACUUUCUUAUAACAAUUUGUAUUGCGUAAACAAUAUGGGCGUGGCUUAUCUUUAGGUGCUGCUGAUUGGCUGGCGCGCACCGUUAAUGCGACUGUCUCCGCAUGCCGGCUUUUUAGAAAUUCAAAAAUAGAAUGGAGGCUACGUUUUCAGGCUUGGACUCUUCAUCUUCUUCGUCAUACAACGUGCCUGUUUUUUCCCCGCGGCGAGGUGACGUGCGCGAACGCAGACGCAUGCAGUCCAUCAACGACAGGUUUGAAGGUUUGCGCUCGCACAUCCCGAAACUGCCUUAUGAGAAACGUCUUUCCAAAGUGGACACGCUACGCCUCGCCAUCAGCUACAUCAACUUCUUAGCUGAACUCGUGCAGGCCGACGCGCCGAUUCGGAACUCACAUGAAAGUCCAAAGCAAACCAAAAAAGUCAUCAUCUGCUACAGAGGAACAAGGUCUCCUUCUCCUGAUGACCCAGAUCACGGCCUGCCCCCUCUAGCCGGUCACACUUUGUCCUGGAAGGAUGAGAAGCAGAACAUCAUUCGCAGGGCGAAGGUCUGGACCCCGGAGGACCCCCGCAAAGUGAGCUUCAAAUCCGCGCUCACUAACAUCGAGAACGAGCCUCCGUUUGAGCUGGCUGAGUAAAUCCUGUUAGUUAUCGGACUGUGUGGGAUUCUCCACUGUGUUUAUAUUACUGUGUAAAUAUGUAUUAUUAUUAUUAUUAUUAUUAUUAUUAUUAUUAUUAUUAUUAUUAUUAUUAUUAUUUCAGCUGUCCAGUCUGAAAUUGAACUUAGAGCCUCUGGCAAUCACUGUGUAGCUCAUCGUUAUUUAAUUGUUGGUUAAUUGAAUUUUCUGAUAAUAUAUUUUUUAUAAUUUAACGUUGAUUUCCACGAAUGUCCAACGAG